AUGGCAACAUCAGCACUCCCAGGUUGGCAUCCAGGCGAGCUUUCCAUACAACGGAAACUUGGAUUUGCAGAUGCAGUGAAGAGUAAUUGGCAGAAUGUCCGCAGAUUCAUGCCUGAGCAGCAUCGUAUCUUCCAUACUCAUAAUCUUCCCUUUAUCCCGGUCGCUACCGUGGAUGGAACGGGUCGUCCGUGGGCGGCAAUAGUCGCUGGGACUUCAGGAGGGAUCGGAUUUGUACAGAGCCCAGAUCCGCAAACUCUUAGCGUCCAUGCACGGCUCUGGGAGGGGGAUCCUCUGUUGGAUACGGUGAGAGGGUUGACUGCGCUAGGAGGCAAAUUGCAGGCUGCUUCGGAAAGGUUCUUGCUAGCUGGACUUGGAGUCGAGUUCUCCACGCGGCGAAGAAACAAAUUUGCAGGCUACAUAAAGGAAGUCAAACAUUUGGAGGGCUCCGAGUAUCAAAUUGACGUGAAUGUCACAGAAACGGUCGGGAACUGCCCCAAGUAUAUCAAUGUCCGCUCACUAGUUCCUUGCCCGCGUACGCAACCAACAGUUUUGUAUCAUCGACCCCACAUGGCUCCGUCAGAACGAUUGCCGGAAGAAAUCAUCCAGUUCAUCCUCGAAGCAGACACGGUAUUCGUCGGCACAAAAUCCAAGCCAGAAACGUCACCAGCCGGACAUUUCGUACCGCAUGCCGGUAUGAACGCACGGAGUGGCCUGCCUGGAUUCCUGCGAGUCAGACCUAGCGACGGCCGUACGAUAGUCAUGCCAGACUACUCGGGAAACAGAUACGUCUCCAGCCUGGGGAACAUUGAAUCAACAGGCCUGGCCGCAUUUACUGUGGUAUCCUUCACAACUGGCGAUAUCCUUUACAUAACCGGCAGAGCCGAGAAUUUAGUCGGGCCCGCAGCACUUAAGAUCAUGGCCCGACACACCGUCAUCACGACCAUGCAGGUGACCGGGUUCAUGUUUGUCCAAAACGCCCUCCCCGUCCGCCAGAAAGUAGGAACAACAGUUGAGCGCAGCCCAUACAGUCCCAAGGUCAAAUACUUGGUCGAAGAAGCGGACGCCCAAGGCGAUGACAAUGGUCAGCACAAGGCAGUCCUUGAAAAGGCGGUUCAGCAUACCUCUGAUCUUGCAACUUUUACUUUCAAGGUUGUAGCGAAGCCUGGAGCUAGGGACUUGCGGAUUCGGCCUGGACAGGCUAUUGUUCUUGAUUUCAUGGAUUGGAUCGGACCGCCGGAGUACCACCACAUGGCGGACUCUGCCCCAUCGUCGAUCAAUGAUGACCGCGUGCGUACCUGGACUGUAUCAAGCGCGCACGAAUCGAAGGAUGUCGCGUCAUUUGACUUAACGAUGCGGGAAAUGAAGGCCGGUGCAGUGACCGGUGCUUUAUUUGACUUGCUGAGGGAACAUCCAUCCAAUAAAUGGGGCACUCCCAUCUAUUUUCGAUGGCUCAGUCACCACAAGCUGGAUUUACUUUGGGUUGCUGGAGGAAUCGGCGUAACGCCGUUUCUAUCCAUGUUUGCUGCACUUGCAGACCGCGGUCUCUCUGUCGAUGCCAACAUUACGUUACUGCUUUCAACUAGGGAGUCAGAGGCCAUGCUGUCGCUAAUUUGGCCUUUGCUUAUGAGAAUCUCACCCGCUAUCACGGUUAAAAUAGACGUGUUUACCAGUGUCGGUCCAUUUGAAGCCAGAGAUAUCGGAAUGCGGAAUGUGCAAGUCUAUAUCCAUCGAGGCCGAGUCGGGUCAGACUACUGGUUGAAUAUUCCGAUGUCAAAAAAGGUCUUCAUAUGCGGUCCAAAUUCGUUUGGGGAUUCUGCUACGGAGGGCUUGAGGGCUGCUGGGCUGCCCAUGUCAGAAAUCCAUAGGGAGGGUUUCUUCUAA
Messenger RNA from Penicillium chermesinum, 1881 nucleotides. RefSeq names its product putative oxidoreductase, FAD-binding. NCBI's taxonomy places the organism in Eukaryota, Fungi, Ascomycota, Eurotiomycetes, Eurotiales, Aspergillaceae. Bases 1 to 1881 code for a protein of 626 amino acids. The record is from RefSeq and is a predicted model, not a curated record. The transcript is spliced from 3 exons.